Lycium barbarum (goji berry) is the source of this 807-nucleotide messenger RNA. RefSeq lists its product as uncharacterized. The transcript is spliced from 2 exons. Gene Ontology annotation, molecular function: nucleic acid binding. NCBI's taxonomy places the organism in Eukaryota, Viridiplantae, Streptophyta, Magnoliopsida, Solanales, Solanaceae. Bases 1 to 807 code for a protein of 268 amino acids. The record is from RefSeq and is a predicted model, not a curated record.
AUGCCGAAGUGCAGUUUGCAUAGACGCUUCAAGCAUGGAGAUAUACUAAGGCAUUCGAGUGCCAUAAAACUCCAUCUAAGUGAAGAAAAUAAAAAAGCUCGUCAGCGAUUUUGCAUAUCAAUGAUUGAAGGUAGUAGUAUACCACGUGAUCCAAUUUUCAAGAACAUGUUUAACAUCGUCCACAUUGACGAAAAGUGGUUUUACAUGACAAAAAAGUCUCAGUGCUACUACCUGCUAUCGGACAAAAAUUUCAUCGCAAAAGUGAUGUUUUUAAUUGCUUUAGCUCGUCCGAGGUUUGACGAUGAAGGAAAGGAAUUGUUCUCUGGGAAGAUUGGUUUAUGGGCGUUUGUCACGCGAGAACCAGCCAAAAGAGCAAGUGCCAAUAGACCUGCAGGCACAAUGGAGACAAAGGCAUUAACCUCAGAAUUUCGUCAAGUAGCCACUCAAGACGGGUUCGAUAUUCGUCUAAUGUGUCAACCUCCACACUCUCCCGAUUUAAAUAUUUUGGACCUCGGAUUUUUCAGGGCCAUUCAAUCCUUACAACACAAGGAGGCAUCUAAAAUAAUUGACGAGCUUAUUGGUGCUGUUGUGAAUGCGUAUGAAUCUUUUCUAGCAAUCAGGUCCAAUCACAUCUUUUUAACAUUACAAUCAUGCAUGGUAGAGAUCAUGAAAGAAAAAGGCUCAAAAAAGUACCAAACUCCACAUAUGAAGAAAGAGAUGUUGGAGAAGGAAGGUCGACUUCCUAUUCAACUAAAGUGUGAUCCCGAUUUAGUAGAAGAAACUCUCAGAUAUUUAGGUUCAGUUUAG